AUGGAGACUCAAAAUUCCCCCAAGUGGAAAACCUUUCUAUGGAGAGCUAUUAGUGAUAUCUUACCUACUACUAAAAACCUGCUUAUAAAGAUAGUGGAUGUGAAUCCAUUUUGUGCUAUGUGUGGAAUAUUUCAUGAAGAUACUUUACAUGCUUUAGUGUCGUGUGAUUUUACAAAAGCCAUUUGGGAUAGAUCCAACCUUCCAAUCCCCAAUAUUGUGACAAAUAUUUUUCAUAUUUGGUUUAGUGAACUCUUAAAUGUUUUGGAUUCUAAUGGCAUUAUCUACGCAGCAGCAAUUUUAUACCAUAUAUGGAGAGCACGAAACGGCACGGUGUGGGAUGCUUGUCUGCAGCGGCCAACGAAAGUGCUAGCUACUGCCACGGCGGCCAUGCAAGCAUGGAACAAUACACGGCUGGGAACCGUCUUACGCCUGCCAACCGGUGUUGUCGCCACUGCCGCGAUGUCGCACCCUCCUCCCGGACAGCCAGCUGCGCCCGCCUUAUUGCCUACUGGUCAGUUGCCGAGAGUCUGCCGUUUCGACGCCGGAUACCACCAUGCAACAGGCAAGGCCACGGUAGGGGCAAUCCUACUCGACGUCGACGGAGGGUACAUCUCAGCCUACAGCGCUCCUCUACCGGAUUGUUUCUCGCCACUUAUGGCUGAGGCAUUUGCAUGCAAGGAGGCUUUAUCAUGGCUAAGAGGACGGGGCGAAAGGAAUAUAAAGCUAUACAUGGAUUGGCAAACACUACAACAUUAUCUGACCUCACCACCUAUGACAGUUCGGUCAUAG
Molecule: messenger RNA, 789 nt
Organism: Ipomoea nil (Japanese morning glory)
Lineage: Eukaryota; Viridiplantae; Streptophyta; Magnoliopsida; Solanales; Convolvulaceae
Exons: 1
Coding region: 1-789 (262 amino acids)
Molecular function (GO): RNA-DNA hybrid ribonuclease activity; nucleic acid binding
Source: RefSeq, a predicted model, not a curated record